Messenger RNA from Drosophila persimilis, 772 nucleotides. It is a transcript of the gene Rrp46, whose product is annotated as exosome complex component RRP46. Gene Ontology annotation, cellular component: nuclear exosome (RNase complex); nucleolus; cytoplasmic exosome (RNase complex). Lineage: Eukaryota; Metazoa; Arthropoda; Insecta; Diptera; Drosophilidae. The record is from RefSeq and is a predicted model, not a curated record. Gene Ontology annotation, biological process: nuclear mRNA surveillance; rRNA catabolic process; poly(A)-dependent snoRNA 3'-end processing. The coding region runs from base 15 to 719 and encodes 234 amino acids. The transcript has 3 exons.
UAAAACAAAAUAAAAUGAAUUUACCCGACAAACCUGAGCAAGUGGCCAAGGAUAAGCUGCGCGAAAUGCAGUGCAAGUUCAAUCCCCUCUCGCGCUGCGACGGUUCCGUCAUGUAUUGCCAGGGAGCAACUGUUGUCAUAUCCGCGGUGCUGGGUCCCAUCGAGGUGAAGACACAGAAUCUGAGCAUAGACGGAAGCUAUCUGGAGUGCAAUUAUAGGCCGAAGGCAGGUCUGCCGCAGGUCAAGGAGCGUAUACGAGAAGCUGCCGUUCGGGACGUGCUGGAGCUGGCCCUGCUGUCCGAGGCCUAUCCGCGCUCAAAGAUGUCUCUGCAGAUACAGGAGCUGGAGGACAGAGGAAGUAUCGAUGCCUGUGCCCUGAACUCCGCUUGCCUGGCGAUGCUCAUUGGUGGCCUGCCCCUGAAAUGCAGUUUUGCGGCAGUCCACUGCAUUAUCAAUGAACAGGGAGAGUAUAUUCUAGACCCGGACCAAAGAGAAACGGAGCAUGAGCGAGCCAGUUUCACCUUCGCUUUCGACUCGCUGGAGGGAAAUCUGCUGCUGGUGCAGACAAAAGGAUCCUUUAAAAUAGCCGAAUUCAACGAUGUGGAGAGUCUGUGCCGAUCGGCCAGUGCGGAAAUCUUGCAGUUCUAUCGCACCAGCAUUUCAAAUUAUCAUUGCAGAAGGUCCGAUACAAAGACCAGCGAAGAGCAAAUGGAAACGUAAUUGUAGGCGAUUAAAAGUUAGGUUCGAUUAACGCUCGUUUUUAUUUUAUGUAA